This is a messenger RNA of Hemiscyllium ocellatum (epaulette shark), 671 nucleotides long. Its product is annotated as vesicle-associated membrane protein 8-like. Gene Ontology annotation, biological process: vesicle fusion; vesicle-mediated transport; SNARE complex assembly. Bases 136 to 447 code for a protein of 103 amino acids. Gene Ontology annotation, molecular function: SNAP receptor activity; syntaxin binding. The transcript is spliced from 3 exons. Lineage: Eukaryota; Metazoa; Chordata; Chondrichthyes; Orectolobiformes; Hemiscylliidae. Gene Ontology annotation, cellular component: plasma membrane; SNARE complex. The record is from RefSeq and is a predicted model, not a curated record.
GUCAUGCGGGCAAAUGAUGACAUUUUAAGAAGCAGGAAGUGCUCCUGAAAACUUUUCGCCUGGCUCCCUUGGAUAGCAAAAGCCCUUCUGCAAGUGGGAGCCGAAGAAGGCUUGACAUUCCUGAGGGAGGGAAUCAUGGCAGCAGCCGCUGAGGAAGGCCGGGUGUCGCAGGAUCGCGUCAGGAGCCUCCAGAGUGAUGUGGAAGGUGUCAAGACCAUCAUGUCGGAGAACGUCGACAGGAUCCUGGCCCGCGGCGAGAAACUGGACGAUCUCAUGAACAAGACCGAAGACCUCCAAGCCAGCUCGGAACAUUUCAAGACCACGUCGCAAAAAGUGGCCAGGAAGUACUGGUGGAAGAACACGAAGAUGAUCAUCAUUCUUGUCGUUAUCGUGGUCAUUAUCCUGACUCUGAUCAUCCUCUUCGCAACGGGCGUCAUUCCAACCUAACCACGGCCGGUCCCCUCAGCCGAACCUUGCUCGUGUUGCCCACCGAGAGUUGUUCCGAUGCCAUCGUGGAGGUGCCCACCCCACCCUUUUGAUUCGCUGUUGAUUUUGUGCUGUAUAUUUCCCCGGGCAAAUCUCCCCUUUCGCUGCACCCAAGCGUGCAAACUCCCUUGUAAAAACUUACUGGUGUAAAUGUUCACUCAAUAAAAUAUAGGAAGGACGUGGAA